Molecule: messenger RNA, 1821 nt
Organism: Closterium sp. Naga37s-1
Lineage: Eukaryota; Viridiplantae; Streptophyta; Zygnematophyceae; Desmidiales; Closteriaceae
Source: the annotation of a GenBank genome assembly
AUGGAGGAAGAAAUGGACUUCAACGCGAGCGGCGAGAUGCCUAUGGACAUUCCGAUGGGGGGGGAUGAGGAGGACGAAGCUGCGUACGCUCCGCAGACGGAGGGGGAGGAGAAGGAUCUGACCAGCGAUGGCGGAGUGAAGAAGCUGCUUGUGAAGGCCGGCGACGGCUGGGACAAGCCCGAGGCUGGCGAUGAGGUGUCAGUUCACUACACCGGAACCCUUUUGGACGGAACCAAGUUCGACUCGAGCGUCGACAGAGGAGAGCCGUUCAACUUCAAGCUGGGACAAGGCCAAGUCAUUAAGGGAUGGGAUAAGGGUAUCGCAUCCAUGAAGAAAGGCGAGAAGUCCAUCUUCACAAUCAAGCCCGAGUACGCUUAUGGCGAGGCUGGCUCUCCGCCGACCAUCCCGGCUAACGCGACGCUGAAGUUCGAGGUGGAGCUGCUGUCGUGGAUCAGCGUGAAGGACAUCUGCGGCGAUGGCGGCGUGUUCAAGAAGAUUCUCGUGGAGGGCAAGAAGUGGGAGACGCCUAAAGACAUGGACAAGGUCACAGUGAAGUACGAGGUGCGGUUACACGACGGCACUGUGGUAACCAAGACGGGCGACGGUGGCGAGCAGUUUUACCUCAAGGACGGCCACUUCUGUGCGGCUCUUCCGCGCGCUAUCAAGACGAUGCACCAGGGGGAGAAGGUUCUGCUCACCGUGAAGCCCCAGUACGGUUUUGGAGAAACCGGCCGUCCAGAGACUGACGGCCAGCCGGCAAUUCCGCCAAACGAGACGCUGAGCAUUGACCUGGAGCUGGUGGCGUGGAGGAAGGUGGAGAAGGUGACAGAGGACGGGAAGGUCAUGAAGGAGGAGAUCGAGGCUGGGGAGGGGUACGAGCGACCCAACGACGAGUCGGUGGUUAAAGUGCGCUACACUCUGCGGCUCGAAGACGGAAUGGUGGUGGAAGAAAAGGGCAUGAGCGAUGGGGAGGACCCGUUUGAGUUCACCACAGAUGAAGACCAAGUCGUGCCUGGGCUGGACAAAGCAGUAAUGAAAAUGAAGAAGGGAGAGCUCGCCACCAUCACCAUCGCCCCAGAAUACGCCUACGGCUCUGAGGAAAAGACCCUGGAAAAAGGCACAGUCCCUGCUAAUUCGACGCUUGUGUAUGAGCUUCGGCUGGCAGAUUUUUUUAAGGAUAAGGAGUCCUGGGAGCUUGGGGAUGAGGAGAAGGUCGCACACGCAGCAAAGAAAAAGGAGGAGGGUAAUGUGCUCUUCAAGUCCGGAAAAUUCGUCCGGGCAGCGAAAAAAUACUCCAAGGCGAUGAAGCUGAUCGAGUACGACACUCAGUUUAAGGACGAGGAGAAGAAGGCGUGCAAGGUGCUCAAGGUGUCGUGCGGGUUGAACGAGGCUGCGUGCCAGCUGAAGCUGAAGGAUUUCCCAGCGGCUGUGAAGCUGACGAGUAAGGUGCUGGAGCUGGAGGGGUCGAACGUGAAAGCGCUGUAUCGGCGCGCCCAGGCGUAUAUGGGCACAGAGGAUUAUGACCUAGCUGAGUGGGACGUCAAGAAGGCCCUCGAUCUUGAACCGGACAACAGGGACCUGAAGCUGGAGUAUCGGCAGCUGAAGCGGAAGAUCGCAGAGCAAAACCAGAAGGAGAAGAAGAUUUAUGGCAAUUUGUUCGCACGCUUGCAUAAGCUCGAGGAAAAGGAGGGUGUGAAGCAGGCAGAGGAGGCUGCUCCUGCUGCUGCUGCUCCUCCUGCUGAUGGACAAGAUGUGAUGAGGGAAGCUGCGCAGGAAGGUGAUGGGGAUGUGAAGGAGGGUGGAGAGGCCAUGACAGCAUAG